UCAGCUGCUCGGCAGGCAGAGCAAACUUCAGCUGUGAGUUUUGUGAUGGUCACAUGAUGAUGUUGUGGGUAUAUUACUCCCAAUGUCUCAGCUUGUCCCUCACAGAGCUGACUGUCUGCCUGCUGCAGUGAGAGGGACUGUGCAUGGUGCAGUGUUUUACUCUUCCUGCCUGUUUCAUUUAAUAACACUGAGGGAGUGAACCAAGGCAAGGUUGGAGUUACAGCGUCAAGCCGCAACUUUUUGUGGGAAACUAUGAGAAACGUGGAGCUGUGAUUUUUUUUUUUUUUUUUAAAUUUCCAGUUGACAGCUGACAAGAGCAGAAGGAGAUGGAGAACAAGGCCAUGUAUCUGAGUACAUAUGAAGAGAGAGAGAACGGAUCCAUGUAUGAAGAGGCUUAUGACGGACGCAACCUGUCCAAACUCAACCUGUGUGAUGAAGGUUCUGGAAAGCGUCGCAGGAAGCAGGAUCAGUGCUGCAGCCAUCUUAAUUCCCUCUCAGCUAUCAAGUACGCCAUAGUCUCCCUCUACAUCCUGGUUCUUCUCACCAUCUUCGGACUCUGCCUGGCAGUCUCUCGCUCCCAGGUUUCUUCACAGCGACAGGAGGUGCUGAUGGAGAACGUGACCCGGAUGUCAGAGCGUUCACGGCUGCUCCAGCAGAACCUGGGAGAGGCAUCCACUCAGGCCGACCUGCUGGAGAACAUCUGGAAACUGGAGAACAUCUUCCAGAACCACAGCGACUGGCUGCAGAGGCUGGAGAUCCUCAUCAAAGGUCUGGAGGUGGAGCUGAGGAGCAUCAAGUCUCACUCCCUUCAGUCAGAGGGCUACCUGGUGCAGCUGGACGACAGGCUGGCAUCUCUAAGUAGCUCCGCCGGCAGGAACCUGACAGGUCUGAGUGCAGAGGUGGCAAGAACCUCCAUCUGGCUCCGCAACCAGGACGUCAUGCUCAGGGAAACCUCAGGGCAAGUGAGUGGGCUGAGAGAGAAACUGGACGAGGUUAACUGGACAGUGGGAGCUGUCAAUCACACCUUCAGCAAUGACAUCAAUGUUCACCACUUGAAAAUACAGGACUUGCAGAUCCAGAUCAGCAACAUAACAGAGGACACCUCUAGUUUAUGGGUGACCCAUGUCCACACGGAGGCCCAGCUGAGGAACGAGAUGGAGAUCCUCAACACAAUCACAGAGGACCUCCGCCUGAAGGACUGGGAGCACUCCCUGGCCCUGAAGAACCUCACCAUAUUAGAAGGGCCUCCAGGGCCAAAAGGAGAGAAAGGUGAUAGUGGCCCACUGGGGCCCCCUGGGGCCCCUGGAUUGACUGGCUUAAGAGGGUUUACAGGAGAAAAGGGCAUCCAGGGCCCUCGUGGUAUGAAAGGGUCGAUUGGGGUCGGCGGUGGUGAUGGAGAAAAAGGAGAUUCUGGACCUGCUGGGCCUAAAGGUGACAGAGGAGACAGAGGGAUGAAAGGGGAGAAGGGUGAUCGAGGAGACAGGGGAGAGAAAACAGUUGAGGAGACCCUGGUGCGGCUGGUAAAUGGGUCAGGGCCUCAUGAGGGUCGUGUGGAGGUUUUCCACGAACGCCGCUGGGGGACGGUGUGUGACGAUGUCUGGGAUAAAAAGGAUGGAGACGUGGUCUGUAGGAUGCUGGGAUACCGAGGAGCCACUGAGGUCCAUAAGACUGGACGCUUCGGACAGGGUACAGGUCUGAUCUGGAUGGAUGACGUGGCAUGUACAGGGACUGAAGACACCAUCCACCAGUGUAAGUUCUCUGGUUGGGGCAAAACCAACUGUGGCCACGUGGAGGACGCUGGUGUGACCUGUGCCAUCUAAACCAUCACGAUCCUGACACUGCUGCAGCAGCCAAACAUCUCCUCAAACAAGUGCCUUCAACUUUUAAGAAGCUCCAAGGUGGACAUUUCCCCACCAUUUGUCCCAGAGGUGUCAUAUUAGCUGUGUGUUGCUUGUUUUACCUGCAUAAAGUGCCACCUCACCUGUGUGAACUAGAUCUGCAGCUUUUUUAGAAGUUUAUGACUAAACGUGACCUUUUUAACCACAAGACUGAAAAAAGGGGCCAAUGAAAAUGCAGAAAAAUUUCAAACUUUGAGCAACAAAGUUUUCAUUUUAUUAAGCAGUGCACCAUAUGAGCUGGUACGCAAGGGGAGGAUCGCAGGACAGGACUCGUCAUCAGGACUGAAUUACAGAGCUCACCUGUCUUCCAUUAAGGGUCUGUGGUCAGCUUUCAUAGGAGUAGGGUGAAGUUGCCCUCAGAGGCUCGUCUGGGGUCAUAUUUGUUGUUUUGACCCCCAGUUGAGGGGGAGCUGAUCCAACAACUUCAUCAACCUAGAGUCUACAUGUGUCAGCUGAGGAGCUGAAAUGACACAAAAAGAAACUGACAAGACUGUGUCAAUGACAAACUGUUCUUUCGUUUGCAGGCAGCUGCUCUUCACAGUAUUAUGUAGGAAUGGCUUUUGAGUGAUGCUUAAUAUACCAAUGUUGCCUUAUCAUGAUAUACUACAUAGCAUUGCCUGGUAAGCAUUGAUUUGGUGAUUUGUAGAUCAAAAGCUGACUAGAAGUCUGAGUUAAAGGAUAGGUUCACAUGUCUGUGAAGAUUCUC
Thunnus maccoyii (southern bluefin tuna) is the source of this 2604-nucleotide messenger RNA. It is a transcript of the gene scara5, whose product is annotated as scavenger receptor class A, member 5 (putative). The transcript is spliced from 12 exons. Gene Ontology annotation, biological process: iron ion transmembrane transport. Gene Ontology annotation, cellular component: plasma membrane. Bases 327 to 1820 code for a protein of 497 amino acids. The record is from RefSeq and is a predicted model, not a curated record. Gene Ontology annotation, molecular function: ferritin receptor activity. NCBI's taxonomy places the organism in Eukaryota, Metazoa, Chordata, Actinopteri, Scombriformes, Scombridae.